Molecule: messenger RNA, 2502 nt
Organism: Elephantulus edwardii (Cape elephant shrew)
Lineage: Eukaryota; Metazoa; Chordata; Mammalia; Macroscelidea; Macroscelididae
Gene: RRM1
Product: ribonucleotide reductase M1
Exons: 19
Coding region: 1-2379 (792 amino acids)
Biological process (GO): deoxyribonucleotide biosynthetic process; DNA replication
Cellular component (GO): ribonucleoside-diphosphate reductase complex
Molecular function (GO): ribonucleoside-diphosphate reductase activity, thioredoxin disulfide as acceptor; ATP binding
Source: RefSeq, a predicted model, not a curated record
AUGCAUGUGAUCAAGCGAGAUGGCCGCCAAGAGCGAGUCAUGUUUGACAAAAUCACAUCUCGAAUCCAGAAGCUUUGCUAUGGACUCAAUAUGGACUUUGUUGAUCCUGCUCAGAUCACCAUGAAAGUAAUCCAAGGCUUAUAUAGUGGGGUUACCACUGUGGAACUAGACACUUUGGCUGCUGAAACAGCUGCGACUUUGACUACUAAACACCCUGACUAUGCCAUCCUGGCAGCAAGGAUUGCUGUUUCUAACUUGCACAAAGAGACAAAGAAAGUGUUCAGUGAUGUGAUGGAAGACCUGUACAACUACAUAAAUCCUCAUAAUGGCAAGCACUCUCCCAUGGUGGCCAAGUCAACACUAGAUAUUGUUUUGGCCAAUAAAGAUCGCCUGAAUUCAGCCAUUAUCUAUGACCGAGAUUUCUCUUAUAAUUACUUUGGCUUCAAGACCCUGGAGCGGUCCUAUUUGUUGAAGAUCAAUGGCAAAGUGGCUGAAAGACCACAGCAUAUGCUGAUGAGGGUAUCUGUCGGGAUUCACAAAGAAGAUAUUGAUGCUGCUAUUGAAACAUACAACCUUCUGUCUGAGAAGUGGUUUACUCAUGCUUCUCCUACCCUCUUCAAUGCUGGGACCAAUCGCCCACAGCUUUCUAGCUGUUUCCUUCUAUGUAUGAAAGAUGACAGCAUUGAAGGCAUUUAUGACACUCUUAAGCAGUGUGCACUGAUUUCCAAGUCUGCUGGGGGAAUUGGUGUUGCAGUGAGUUGUAUUCGAGCAACGGGCAGCUACAUUGCUGGGACUAAUGGCAAUUCCAAUGGCCUUGUCCCGAUGCUGAGAGUGUACAACAACACAGCUCGAUAUGUAGAUCAAGGUGGGAACAAGCGACCUGGAGCAUUUGCUAUUUACUUGGAGCCAUGGCAUUUAGACAUCUUUGAGUUCCUUGAUUUAAAGAAGAACACGGGAAAGGAAGAACAGCGUGCCAGGGAUCUAUUUUUUGCCCUUUGGAUUCCAGACCUCUUCAUGAAACGAGUGGAGACCAAUCAGGACUGGUCUUUGAUGUGUCCAAAUGAGUGUCCUGGUCUAGAUGAAGUUUGGGGAGAGGAAUUUGAGAAGCUGUAUGAAAGUUAUGAGAAAAAGGGUCGUGUUCGCAAAGUUGUGAAAGCUCAGCAGCUUUGGUAUGCUAUCAUUGAGUCUCAGACAGAGACAGGUACCCCAUACAUGCUCUACAAAGAUUCCUGUAAUCGGAAGAGUAACCAGCAAAACCUGGGAACAAUCAAAUGCAGCAACCUAUGCACAGAAGUAGUGGAGUAUACCAGCAAAGAUGAGGUUGCAGUUUGUAAUUUGGCUUCCCUGGCACUAAAUAUGUGUGUCACAUCAGAACAUACAUAUGACUUUAUGAAGUUGAAAGAAGUCACCAAAGUUAUUGUCCGUAACUUGAAUAAAAUUAUUGAUAUAAAUUACUACCCUGUUCCAGAGGCAUCCUUAUCAAAUAAACGCCAUCGUCCCAUUGGAAUUGGGGUCCAAGGUCUAGCAGAUGCUUUCAUCCUGAUGAGAUAUCCUUUUGAGAGUCCAGAGGCCCAGUUACUGAAUAAACAAAUAUUUGAAACCAUUUAUUAUGGAGCUUUGGAAGCCAGUUGUGAACUGGCUAAGGAGCUUGGCCCUUACGAAACCUAUGAAGGCUCUCCAGUCAGCAGAGGAAUACUUCAGUAUGAUAUGUGGAACGUUACUCCUACAGACCUAUGGGACUGGAAACUUCUCAAGGAGAAGAUUGCAAAGUAUGGUGUAAGAAACAGUUUACUUAUUGCCCCAAUGCCUACUGCUUCAACUGCUCAGAUACUUGGGAAUAAUGAGUCUAUUGAAGCUUAUACCAGCAACAUCUACACUCGCCGAGUCUUGUCAGGGGAAUUUCAGAUUGUGAAUCCCCACUUGCUGAAAGACCUUACUGAGCGAGGCUUAUGGAAUGAAGAAAUGAAAAAUCAGAUUAUUGCAUGCAAUGGUUCUAUCCAGAGUAUACCUGAAAUUCCCGAUGACUUGAAGCAGCUUUAUAAGACGGUGUGGGAAAUUUCUCAAAAAACCGUACUCAAGAUGGCAGCUGAGAGAGGGGCUUUCAUAGAUCAAAGCCAGUCUCUGAACAUCCACAUUGCUGAGCCUAACUAUGGCAAACUCACUAGUAUGCAUUUCUACGGCUGGAAGCAGGGUUUGAAGACUGGAAUGUAUUAUUUAAGGACAAGACCAGCAGCUAAUCCCAUCCAGUUCACUCUGAAUAAGGAGAAGCUGAAAGACAAGGAAAAAGCAUCAAAAGAGGAAGAAGAAAAGGAGCGGAACACAGCAGCCAUGGUGUGCUCUCUAGAGAACAGAGAUGAGUGUCUGAUGUGUGGAUCCUGAGGAGAGACCAGUACUUUGUCAUCCAUACCACUUCUUGAGCCUAGAUAGUUGAAGGAGCCUUUCUUGAGGUGGUAUGGAUGGCUGGACUUUGUUACCAAAAAAUAGUAACUGAAUUAAAGUACU